CAAUUUAAUAUUACAAUAUUUUUUCAGAUACACAGUAAAGGUGGCGACUGCGCAUCAUCUGAUUUAGACGAAAGUGUUGAUAAUGGACAACGAAGCAUUACUUGUAAUAUAAAUCCUGUACCUGGGCCUAUGAGCAGUACUGAUCAGACUACACCAUUUCAAUUAUCAUCAGAAUCCACAAAUCGAUCACUGCUUCUGAAUCAGAUGAGUCACCAACGAUUUCCAAGGUUUCCAACCAGCACUACGACAAUGCAAAGUGGAUUUAUGACUACGAACCCCUACCCAACUGCUAAUACGAUGAUGGCGACGAAUGCAAGUUUUCAACUGCCAGACUUCCAUUUUUACUCGCAUUUUCCGCACAAAAUGUCAAUUCCACCAUAA
Thelazia callipaeda (thelaziosis nematode) is the source of this 381-nucleotide messenger RNA. NCBI's taxonomy places the organism in Eukaryota, Metazoa, Nematoda, Chromadorea, Rhabditida, Thelaziidae. The record is from the annotation of a GenBank genome assembly.